Fraxinus pennsylvanica is the source of this 2046-nucleotide messenger RNA. NCBI's taxonomy places the organism in Eukaryota, Viridiplantae, Streptophyta, Magnoliopsida, Lamiales, Oleaceae. The record is from the annotation of a GenBank genome assembly.
AUGAUAGUUGAGCAAUUGAAGAAAAGUCGUAAGAGGUACGUCCUGGUUGGGAUUCGAUUCGAUGGCCAUAGUAAAGAGUUGCUGGAUUGGGCUCUGGUUAAAGUAGCUCAUCCUGGAGAUUGUGUAGUUGCUGUUCAUGUUUGUCAAAAUUCAGAUUCCCUUUCAAAAGUGAAAACAUCGUUGGAGGAUUAUUUGGAAGAUUAUCGAUGGCUUUGCAAUCAAAAGCAGGUGACUCUCUCUGCUGAGGUUUUCAAAGGGAAUUCUGUUGGAAAAGUUCUAGCGAGAGAGGCAAAAAAGCACGCCGCAUCAAUUGUUAUAGUGGGGAUAACAAAGCAUGGUGUAAUCGGGGGAUGGACUUCAAUUGCUAAAUACUGUGCAAAGCAACUGCCUUCGACUACUGAAGUCAUGGCUAUUAACAACGGGAAAGUUGUCUUUACAAGGAGUUCCAAUGGCCAACUAGAAGUUUCUGGACGAGAUCCGAGACCAAGUUUGCAUUUAAUGGGUAAUGUCACUUUCAAAGAUAACCAGUCUGAAUUAGUUGAAUCUGAGCCGUCAGAGAUGGGAAGACUUGGUGAUGAAGACGGUGGUCGGAGCUUGAGAGAUGAAGCUUUUAAUCCUGUUAAAAGAUGGAUUAGAGGUUCUUUGAGUUCAAUCUCUCUCAAGGUAGAGGACUUUUCACAGGUGAGGCCUGGUUGGCCCCUGCUUCAAAAAACAUUUAGUUCAAUAACUCAACCAGCUCCUGAAGCUAGACAAAUGUCUGUUGUGCAAUGGGUAAUGAGCCUACCAAAUCGAUCUUUGCUUGAAGCUUCUGAAUUGAAGUCCAAUCUAAAUGAGAUGAAUGAUACUUUAGGAAUUCAAAAUGGGAUCUCUGCAGAGAAUAGUGGAGACUACAAAUUGUCUGUUCGCAGGGAGGAGGCAAACCAUUUGGAACUUAUACCCAUAAAAAAGUCAUCAGGCUGCAAAUGGUACAGCCAUGAACUCCUUAAAAUGUCGACUUCUCAAUUUUCCUCAGAAAAUCUUAUUGGAAAAGGCGGUUGUAACCGUGUAUACAAGGGGCUUCUUCCCGAAGGUAAACAAGUGGCUGUAAAGACUUUGAUAUCAUCCAAAGAAGCACGGAAGAAUUUUGCCAUGGAAGUUGAUAUAAUGACCACGUUAAAGCACAAAAGCAUCACACCAUUGCUCGGUAUUUGCGUAGAAGAUGAUCAUUUAAUAUCGGUUUAUGAUUUUUUGUCUACUGGAAAUUUAGAAGAGAAUUUACAGAGAAAUAUGAGGCAAAACUCAAUGCCAUGGGAAGUAAGGUUCAAAAUAGCCGUUGGGAUUGCAAAAGCACUGAAAUACCUACAUGAUGAAUGUCCAAGGCCAGUCAUUCAUAGGGACAUCAAGUCUUCAAACAUUCUUCUCACUGAUAAAUUAGAACCUCAGUUAUCUGACUUUGGAUUGGCAAUAUGGGGACCAGAAACGGAAUCUUUCCUAACGGUUAGCGAUGUAGUAGGGACUUUUGGCUAUCUUGCUCCUGAGUAUUUUAUGUACGGGAAAGUUAGUGACAAGAUUGAUGUAUAUGCUUUUGGCGUGGUUUUACUAGAAUUGCUAUCAGGGAGAAAACCAAUUGGAUUCGAGACUCUGAAAGGCCAAGAAAGUUUAGUCAUGUGGGCAAGGCCUAAACUAGAUAAUGGGGAUUUAAAGAGCAUAUUGGAUCCAAAUUUGAGUGACAACAUUGAUGAGGCUCAAAUGCGUAGAAUGGCUAGAGCAGCAACUCUCUGUCUUAAACAAGCAGCACGGCUACGUCCCAGAAUGUGCCAGAUACUGAAUAUCUUAACGGGGGAGGAAUUCGUGAAUGAAGACGUAAAAUCCCAGUUUGACAAUGGGUACGAAUCAGAAAUCGCAGAUGACAAUGAUGAUGAAGUUUAUCCAGAUUCAACUGUAGAGUCCCAUCUAAGUCUCGCGUUUCUUGAUAUAAACGAUAGUUCUACAUCUUUCAGCAGUCAAGAACAAAGAAGCCCUCUUUGUGAUGAAGAAUACUUCAAAAUAAGAUGGAGUAGAUCAUAG